Clavispora lusitaniae ATCC 42720 is the source of this 2109-nucleotide messenger RNA. Its product is annotated as Hyphally regulated cell wall protein N-terminal family protein. The record is from RefSeq and is a predicted model, not a curated record. Lineage: Eukaryota; Fungi; Ascomycota; Pichiomycetes; Serinales; Metschnikowiaceae.
AUGCAUCUGUCGGACUUUUUUUUGUUCUUGGCUUGUUUAGCUUCAACUAUCUUUGCGCUCAUCGUGAGCGAGAAUCUCGACGUUGUUGGAAAUGCUAAUCAUUUUGGUGAUCUCUACAUCGACCCAGGGGUCUAUCUAGCUUUCGACAAUAGAAACGGCUACAUUCGUAACACUUUUGAUGGCGUUGUUACCGUAAACGGACAGUUGUUUGUCAUCGACACUGGAAAUAAUGAGGGCAUGUCUGUGACUUUUGGCCUGGGAUUCACCAAUAACGGAGAUGUGGUUCUCAAUGCCGCAAGUGAAACCUCUGCUUGCGAUUUCCGCUUUACCGGACCGGCGUUUGUCAACAGCGGCCACAUUUACAUGGGUGGAAUUGGAAAUACCGGAGGCUCGACCAUGAACAUCUGGCCCAGCUUAGUGACCGUCCCACAAAAUUAUGGGACGAUCACUUACGCACAGAGUGUAAGCAGAAGCGGCGGAAAUGCCUUUUUUGGCCAAACGGGACAAUCGGUUCUUAACGAGGGUACAAUAUGUUUGUACCAAAUGAACUUUUAUCAGCGGUCCAAAGUUCAGGGAACAGGAUGCUAUUCCGUCGGACAGGAUUCCCUCUUGAUUAUCGACCAGGCGAGUACUAAUCCGUUGCCGUCUUCGCAAACCAUUUAUCUUUCGACAUCGUCGUCGCAAGUCAGCUUUGGGCUUCUGAUGCCUUCAAAUACAUUUACUAUUGUCGGAUGGGGCAACGGUAACAAAAUAGGGUUUCUUACUCUCGUACUUUCAGCUACUAUCAGUGGGUCCGUUUUGACUGUGGAUGUUGGAUUUUUCACUUUCACUUUCAACGUGGGCGAAGGCUACGAGCAGCAAUACAUUCUGGUUCUGAGUGGAGGUUUUUCGGGGGGCAUUUUCAUCUUGGCCUACGUAUCCUAUAGCCAGCCUCCACCUUCAGCUUCCAGUCCAUCUGUUUGCAAUGAUUGUCCCACAAUUUUCGAUUUUCCAGAGCCUCAGAGGAGUUCAAGUAGCUCGAGCGAAAUAUCGAGCUCAAGUGAAAUCUCAAGUUCAAGCAGUUCAAGCGAAAUCUCAAGGUCCAGCAGUUCAAGUGAAAUCUCAAGCUCGAGUAGCUCAAGUGAAAUAUCAAGUUCAAGCAGCUCAAGUGAAGUUUCAAGUUCGAGUUUUGAAUCUAGCUCAAGUUACAGUUCCAGCUCUGUUGAAUCUAGUGUGCUGUCAGUUUCUAGCACCCUGUCAAGUUUCAAUUCCGAAUCAAGCUUUAGUUCCUCGAGCAUUGUUGUUUCAUCAUCCAGUAGUAGUCACGAACAAAGCUCGUCCCAAGUCACCUUUCUGGUUGAAUCUUCUUCUUCUUCUACCACCAUACCUGACAUUGUUUCCAACUCAUGCCCAGUCUGUUCACGGUAUACAACCACUUUUACCUUGACCGAAAUAGGGACAGAAAGAAUUGUGUCUGGCGUGGUUGUUAUUACUACAACUGAAGGGUUAUUAACUACUGUGACUUCUCUAUUUCCAGAGGAGUCACCACUCACCUCUUCCAGUUCCCAAACUCCAUCUCCUGUGUCUGAUAUUUCUGCGUCCACUACCAGAACUAGUUCUGAUAGCGCAUCACACUCUUCUUAUGCGCGAUACUAUAACACUUCGGAUGAAGAUACAACUACUUCGUCAAAAAGCACAUUUGUGCCCAUCACUGACUACUUUUCAACGAAGAAAAUAAAAACACUAACUUCAGUUGAAGUUGAAACGGAGACUCUUGCGGCUUACGUUUCCACAAAACAUUCUUCUGGCUAUAGUGAAGUAACAUUAUCAACUGAAACAGAUAAUCCUGCUUCUAUUUUUCCAGAAGGUGGAUCUCAAGCUAGCGAUACAUCCAAGUAUAUUUACCCAGCUGGUAUCUCAACUUCUACAACGACGCAAGGUGCUACCACGUCUAUUCUAGCUGUAACACAAGCCGUGUUUAGUCACGAAAACCCUUCUGUGGUAAAAGCGAGUUCCAAGCCCAUAGCCACUGGGCCUAUUCCAUCAAUAUCAGUGACUGGAGGGGCUAAUUUCAACCACGUUUCCAUUUUUAUUACUCUUGUGUCAAUUUUCAAUUUCUUUCUUUACUAA